Messenger RNA from Fragaria vesca subsp. vesca, 665 nucleotides. Its product is annotated as DPH4 homolog. Bases 138 to 665 code for a protein of 175 amino acids. NCBI's taxonomy places the organism in Eukaryota, Viridiplantae, Streptophyta, Magnoliopsida, Rosales, Rosaceae. Gene Ontology annotation, molecular function: metal ion binding. The transcript has 2 exons. Gene Ontology annotation, cellular component: cytosol; nucleus. Gene Ontology annotation, biological process: protein histidyl modification to diphthamide; tRNA wobble uridine modification. The record is from RefSeq and is a predicted model, not a curated record.
GUCGCUGAACUUGGAGAGCUGCCCGCCGAAAGCACAGAUAGAGAGUUUGGUCUUUCCACGAUUCCGGCCACCGGUGGCACAAAGUCAGAUGAACCUAAAGUGAAAGGUCAAUCUGAUAGCAAGUAGAGCUCCCUGCCAUGGCGCUUGGCAAUAACUCCAUUCGUGAAACUCACUAUGACAUACUAUCUGUUAAGGAAGAUGCAAGCUAUGAAGAUAUCAGAACAAGCUACAGAUCUGCCAUCCUUAAUAGUCAUCCUGAUAAACUGCAAGCUACAUCUGAGUCGGGAGAUAGGUUCUUGAAGGUGCAAAAGGCUUGGGAAAUCCUCAGUGAUACGAGGUCUCGUGCACUUUAUGACAACAUGCUAAUAGCUUCUAGACACGACACUUUUGUAGCAGAUGAUAUCAGCUUAGAAGAUGUGAUGGCCGAAGACGCAGGAGAGGUCAUUCAACUCUUUUACCAGUGUCGCUGUGGGGAUUAUUACUUUGUUGAUUCUUCUGAGUUGGAGAAAAUGGGGUACUCUUUGUUGAGAGAUGGUAGCAAGUUAUCUUUUGAGGCACAAACUGCUCUGCCAGCAUCACUAGUCCUCCCUUGUGGGUCUUGUUCUUUGAAAGUUCGUAUAUUGAUCAAUCCAGACGAUUUUGUGUCUAUUGAUCAUCAUCAAUGA